UUGGGGGGGCGGGGGGGGGGGUGUGACACACGCUGUUGGAUGAGGGAAAACUGAUAACGCUUUAGGUCUUACCUAAAGGAAAAAAAAAAAAAACAACCAAACCCCACCAAAAACUACCAAAACAGGCAUGUAGUCCUAAUUCUACCUCAUUGCCUAAACCCUCCCCCGGCUGUCUCGCCCGCCCAGGCUCGGGUCAGAAGUGCCAGCGCGGGCAGAAGGACACGCGUGGUCCUUCCCGCGCAGGGGACAGCUCCGGGUGCUCAGCUCCGGUGUCACGGUUGCUCUUAAAAGUGAGGGCGCUAGUCUCAAAUAUUUUGGGAAAGCCCUUGCCUGCUCUUCCCCGUGGGGCUGGCCCGCUCGCCCCCCGCUUCGAGGAAUCAUUCGCAGCCCCCAGCCGCUCCUCUGCCGCCGGCGAACCGCAUUUUAAAUCCUCACAAAACAAAACCAAAACAAAACAAACCCCAAAACAAAAAAUAAAAAACGCGGUCCCCGUGGGGCGACGCUGCAAGGGAAAUCACCCACGCGUGCAACUGGUCCGACUCGAGCUAAACGAGGGGAAAACAACAACAACAAAAAAAAUCAACUAAACCGCCUCCAAAAAGCCCAGACCCGACCCGCCCCCCGCCACUGGGGCCGAGUUUUACGGCGGGGCGGAGGGAGCUUGGGCCUCCGAGGGGCUUGGUGGUUCGGUGACAAGGGGCGGGGGGGCGGCGGGCCCGGGGACGGGAAGGCCUCCUGAGGAGACCGGCGGCCCCGCGGCCCGGCCUAUCAGCGGCGCCCGUCCUUGGGCAGCCAAUCCCCGCGUCGCAUCUUGGGGCGCGCUGCCAUGGUUACGGCGAGACGCGGUGUCGCGGCCCAGCGCCGCCGCCAUGGCGGGCCCCGGCGGCCGGCGGUGUACCCUGGCUGAUUUCAGGUUAGGGCAAGGAACAGGAGCAAGUUCGGGCAGCCAAAGACGAGUGAGCAUCUUCAGUGGGCUCUACACAAAUAGAGCGGCGAGUCGCAGAAGCCUGUUCACAACUUUUGAUGGCAAAGCAGUGGCCAGAGCAUCCCUCGUGGGUAACGAGUGCGCCGUACGGGUUUUCGAUGACGAAGGAAAGGAUGUGACACCCCAUCCACUCUUCCAUUCAGAUCCAAAUACUGUUGUACCCAGGCAGGACAAGCUCUUGGUACCAAGUGCUUACUAUGGGGCCACAGGAUCUGGUUUUCUCUCUCCUUUCCCCGUGCAUCAGGCAUCGGGUGGGAAUGCUAGUUCAGGUUUGUUCUCAAGGACAUACGGAAGCAGCAGUACUUCUAUAUCAAGCACGUCGACAACUGAGUCCCUACUAGACGAAAUAGUAGAACCCGGCUCUCGACAAGACACAACUGUUAGCUUAUCUGAUGUGCAGGUGAGGCGAGAGGAGAUAAAAGAAGAACUGACAAAAGAAGACUUAGAUAGGAGAGUGGAUAUUUACCUCACAGAGACGGAAACUAUCUGGAUAUUGGAUAUGCCAUCUGUUGUGGUGUCUGUAGAAUCAGAAGAUGCUGGAAGAGUUCAGGAACGGAAUAGGAUUUAUGUUGACAUUUGCAAAAACAGACCUGGUAAUGAUCGCUUUGUAGAAAAAAUGAUGCAAACCAUUAAUGGAGCCACAAAGAACAAGGAAGUGCAAUGUGACAAAAUCAUCAUGGAAGAUAAAGGGAUGACGGUCACUUCCUGGGAGGUGUACGAUUCAUUUAAUGUGUCGGAAAUAGAACCUACAUCAAAAGCAGGAGGUAGCAGAGUCACAACGGGGAAAAGCAGCAAAGCUCAUACAACUAAAGAGCACAAUCAGGCUAUGUCUGUCUCUUCUGGCAGAGGCAGCACAACUUCUAAAAUUAUCUCGGGAAGCGCUGGUCUUGCCAGAAUCUACGGAGAGGAGAAAUGCCAUUCAGAAGCUAUAUUAACAUCAGAAAACUUUCAGCAGGAUUUAUUUUUCAUGGAGAGGAUUCUAAUGGAGAAUAUUUUUCAACCCAAACUUGCAGUUUAUCGGCAGCUUCCUGUCCUUAUAGAUCCUGACGUUACAGCAGACACUAGUGGUACAGUGGCAGCCACAAAAGAAGCUCAACAGGGAGAGCGUGAUGAGGAGAAGGCGGCUAAGGAAGAGCAGAAAGAAGCAUUCAUUGCCCCAUCAGUCCUGUUAGAUCUAAAUAAAACCCGAGAAGAAAUUGUACCUCCCAGGUUGGAACGGCUGUGGUCAUAUAUGUGUGAUUUAACUAACGGUCACAGUGUGAGCAGUAUGGCUUGGAGCAAAGUAAACCCGGACCUUUUAGCUGUUGGCUACGGAGCAUUUGAUUUUAAAGGACAGAAGAAAGGCUUGGCUUGCUGUUGGUCAUUGAAGAACCCCAUGUGGCCGGAGCGUAUUUUCCAGUGCGAGCAUGGUGUCACAGCUUUGGAUUUUUCUGCAGCAAGCCCAAAUCAUCUAGCAGUUGGAAUGUACGAUGGUUCUGUCGCAAUCUAUAACGUACGGAGUUGUAACGCCGCCGCACUUUUGGACAGCAGUGAAUCCUCAAAUAAACAUACGGGCCCAGUAUGGCAACUGAGGUGGGUGGAACAGGACAGAGAUGCAACAGGAGAUGGCAAAAAAGAGAGGUUAAUGUGUAUCUCAGCAGAUGGCCGGAUAACCGAGUGGCUUAUACAGAAAAGACUAGAUUGCACUGAUCUGAUGAAAAUAAAGCGAACAGAAAGUAAGAAGAAAAAAUUACCAGGUGAGAAAGAAAGGAAAAGUGAAGCUCUGAUAUUGCAACAGGCAGCUGGAAUGUGCUUUGACUUCCACCCGAAGGACACGAAUUUCUAUCUUGCUGGAACAGAAGAGGGUCAUAUCCACAAGUGUUCUUGUUCAUGCAAUGAGCAGUUUCUAGAGACAUACAGAGGCCAUAAGGGUCCUGUGUACAAAGUCGCUUGGAAUCCCUUCAGCACUGACAUGUUCCUAAGCUGCUCUGCAGACUGGAGCAUUAUUUUAUGGCACCAGGAUUCACAGACGCCCAUGCUGACUUUCACUUCCAUCCCUUGUUUUGUUCAUGACAUUAUGUGGUCUCCAAAAUCAGCCUUCGUGUUCGCAGCAGCGAAUGAAACCCGCGUAGAAAUUUGGGACCUUGGUGUCAGCAUCUUGAGCCCCGUCAUCUCUCGCUUGGCCAACCCAGGAGCAAAAUUCACAUCCGUGCUCUUUGCCGAGAGCACCGACUGCCUCCUGGCCGGGGACAGCAACGGGGAAGUCGGAGUGUUCGAGCUGCGGAACCUGGCUGCUCCCAGCAGCCCUCAGGUUGAUACCCUAUGUGACGUAAUUGGUCCUGCUGUAGCUGUUUAACAGUAGCUAAACGAUACCCCUUCUCAGUUGACAAACAGCAAGAAAUACUUGGCGUAGUCUUAACAUCAACCAUUUAUUCUUUUCCAAUCAUUAAAAUUUCUCCUUGAAACCAUGCUGGUUAGAAACUUCUUUCAAAUGCUCUAAAUUUCCCCCUGGAAGCCCCCCUCAUUAGACAAACUAGUAAUACACAGAUGACCUUCCCUGUAAUACAGAAAUGUCUCCGUAUUCUUUUCUCCUUGGGUUUUUUUUCUCCUCGGAUUUUUCCCUCCUCUGAUUUUUUCCUCCAAAGUCUUUUCUCCUUGGGUUACUCAAAAAGCAAAAAUGCCAAAAAUCUCCCCCUGUAUGGGCCACUCCAUAGCACAGCCGACGUCCUUACGCGCUGCAGUCUGUAUCUUCCCUGCGGAAUCGUGCAGUAAAUGAACCCACUUCUCAUCAGAGCCAUCCUGGUCUGUCACCCCACCAACCGCUGCUGCGGGCGACAGCCGAGCUUCCAGGGGCAUCAGGGGCUCCUGCGGAUCAUCCCACACCACGCUAAAGCAGCGACCCGCUUUUUCAACCCCUGACAAAUCAGGAUAAUGUAAAACUGCAGUUUAAAUUCACCCUCUUCCAACCUGAGGCUUUUCUGAAAGCUCCUCACACGAGCUAACAGGGUGGUCCUGGAGCGGGGACUGACUUUUGCAGCUCUGGAGGCUGGAUUUGUGUUUUUGGGGGUCUCACCACCUCCCCUUAGCCCAGUGCUGGCAGCUGGAGAGCCGGGAGCUGCUGGGGACACUCGCUGGGGCCGGCACAGCUGGUUGGAAGCCGGCAGCGCUCGGCUGUCUAGACCAGCUUUUUGGGGCCCAGAUCAGAAGAAACGGCAAAAAGCACCCAGUGAGCCACCAGUCGGACCGCAGGGUGUUUGAGGAUUUUCAGGGACUGACUGCUCACCGAAGAGAUGGAGCGUCUCCACAGAUGAGUAAUUAAGACUAAUGAUCCAGGCUGCAGGCCUACCGCCUGAGCAGUGCAAAACCCACAAAAUAUACAAAAUCAUACGAUACAAAAGCUCGGCAGUAAAGCGCUCCGACGGAGGCAAUAGCUGCCUGCUCCUGAAAGCACGAUGUAGCAAGACGUCUGUUUUAUAGAUACAGAAUGUUCAGACACUUUCAUUAGCCUGACAAUAAACGUCCAACGUUUAAACACA
Molecule: messenger RNA, 4500 nt
Organism: Tyto alba (common barn owl)
Lineage: Eukaryota; Metazoa; Chordata; Aves; Strigiformes; Tytonidae
Gene: DNAI4
Product: dynein axonemal intermediate chain 4
Exons: 17
Coding region: 870-3320 (816 amino acids)
Biological process (GO): cilium movement
Cellular component (GO): axonemal dynein complex
Molecular function (GO): dynein heavy chain binding; dynein light chain binding
Source: RefSeq, a predicted model, not a curated record